AUGACUGCCCCCAUCGCUCUGCGACUGUGCUACGGCCCGGGCUGUGGAAAGCCCGAGAGCGAAGAACUAAAGUUGAAGAAGUGCGCACGGUGUGCGGUGGUGGUCUACUGCAGUAAAGAGUGCCAAAAGAAAGACUGGGCAGCUCACAAGCCUGUGUGUCAGACAACCGAUGAGGCACAAAGCCCGAUAUAUGUCGCGCAGAAACGCUACGCAAAUGCGUUUGGCUUCCACACCGCGGACGAGUUCGUGGCAGCGUUGAGGGACUUCGUGGCUGCACACACAUGGGCGUUUCAGUGCUAUGCGAAGGCGCUCCUUGCUGUCACGGGCGGUCCAGACUAUAUGAACACGCCGCCGAAGCAACUAUGGGUUUAUUUGAAAUGCGUUUGCACCCGCGGAUCCUCCCGCAACCCCGCACAAACCUUCGAGCACCAUGGACACCAUUGGCAGACAAUCGAGGAGUACUUGCGCACGCCUACCGGCAAGCUCAACUGGCAGAAAUCCGCAACGAUCCGGGCGGAGGCUCAGCGCCGGAACAGCGGCGCCCCGCGAUACGCAGGCGAACUCCCCGUGCUCUUUUCCGUAGAAGACAUCAACUUGUGGCAUGGCGCCCUCUACACGCAGUACUACCCGGACCCACGCGCCGCGGUCCUCCAAGGCCAAGGCCCCGACGGGCUCUCAGCCGAGAUGCGCAGGGCGAUCUUCAAGGACGUGCUCACGCUCUGUUCAAGCAGUAUCCACCUUGGUUUAGCGCUGCGGUGCGCCGAGGGACAACCGUCGGUUGCUGCGCUGCCAGGGCGCUUCGUCCGCACCGAGCUGAAAAGGUGGAAAUGGGAACCGCUCUUCACGGACUGGGACCAGUAUCUCGCAGGCCCUCGAGGGAUUCAGGAGGUGGACUACUGGCUCGGCAACGAGAACGACUCUGGACUGCCGAUCCCGCUGCUUCUACAGUAUGUUCGCGUAUUGUUGUAG
Molecule: messenger RNA, 969 nt
Organism: Trametes versicolor FP-101664 SS1
Lineage: Eukaryota; Fungi; Basidiomycota; Agaricomycetes; Polyporales; Polyporaceae
Exons: 2
Coding region: 1-969 (322 amino acids)
Source: RefSeq, a predicted model, not a curated record